Molecule: messenger RNA, 2154 nt
Organism: Punctularia strigosozonata HHB-11173 SS5
Lineage: Eukaryota; Fungi; Basidiomycota; Agaricomycetes; Corticiales; Punctulariaceae
Exons: 1
Coding region: 225-2039 (604 amino acids)
Source: RefSeq, a predicted model, not a curated record
CGACUGCGAGUUUGGGCUCUGAGCAGUCGUCCGUCAAAUCGGGUUUGCCGUCCACCAGGUCCUUGAAUUCCACUUUCGCAUAUGCGCAACGCCAGAACCAGCCGUUGAUCACGGCAUCCGUUCCACUCACCGAAGCGGUCCGUUCUGACCGCCAACGUGCACAAUCUCAUGUGACCGGUCCUGCAGCAGCACCCACAAUACAGCGUAGUAAUUCCGCGAGGCAUAUGGGCACCCCGCCGUUGUCAGACACUCCUCGUAUGGGCUUCCCCAUGCCCCCCAGGACACACUUGGACAUGAAAGGAGGACGGUCCGAGACCGAUGGUGCGAUCUGUGCGUCGGACAACGCGCAUGUUAACUCAGCCAUCGAGCGCCCGCACCGUUCAGGUACCAAGGCCUCUCUAACGGCCAGGAAGGAACUUGCGCAAGCGGUCGGAAAAUCGGUCGACUACGGAACCGAAGCAAACAAAACCGAAGGAAAACUUGACACGUCAGGAGCAGGAUCUUUCGAUGUUCCCCGCUCCGCUCCUCCAAUCGUGGCCACUACGUCUCUCAGUGACGAGAAGGUUUCAACUUCACGCACCCAGUUUUCGACAUCCAAGAUAUCGAGAAAGGCGAUAUCCUUUGGUAAAGCCCCAUCCGGCCCUCCGACAAUCCCAUUGCCGACCCCACCUGCAGUCAUGGCCUCUGAGAUAUCGACCGAUCUCUCAUCAUCUCCAUCCGAUACUUCUCUGUUACUCCCAUCUACACCAGUCCGCACUCGGUCGAAUACGAGCAUCCCUCUUCCUAAUUCUGCAACGUUUACUCGGCGCUCUCUCUUGACCGUCAAGGGAGAUAUUGCCGGUGACACAGAUCUGGCCUUGCCUGCGAAAGUAAUCAUGGCGAAGGUCGAGUCGGGCAUUGAACGGGCUUCGAAGGAUGGCGAUCGUAUCAACCCGAAAUUACUCGCGCAGGACUCAGACGCCUCUUCCGAGCAGCUGCGGCGAGCUCUGCUAUCCCAACUGGCGAAAUUUGACCACUUGGCCGGUUACGUUCUCUCUCUAACCCAAAAACACGAAGAUGAGAAAACGUCUUUAGUCCAGCGAAUCGAAGAGCUACAACGCGAGAUCAAGAAGCGAGACCGCGAAAUCAAAGGCCUGAGAUGGCUUGUGGUCAACGGCGCUGCUGUAGCUGGUCAGUCUGGCUCAACCCCAGGAUCAGCGCCCACGACAGGACAAAGGGAACGAUCUCUGUCAUCGUCGCACUCUAGGCAGAGCACCGUGGAAACUAUCGGCCAGCAACUUCGCCGGGAGUACGCGGACGACUCCGAAAAAUGUUAUUUAACCCCUGCAUUAGAAGCCGAAUCGCCAACCACAGGUUCUUUGGAUAAUUCCGACGGCGCGACGGUUCUUCAGCGGUCCAGCACCGUGAAGCACACUCUUGCUCCGGGUUCUCAAGCUUGCGGCUGGCGAUUGAGCCCGAAACAAUUCCGCCGCAAGAGUUCGCCAGUCGUGAAUGUCUACGGCAAGGCUGAACCCGGCGCUGGCCUGGGUUUGGGCAUGGGCCCUCUACCGCCUGCCACCACCUCGUCGGACUCCGAGGUGGUCAGCGCACGGUCGGCCCUUGGAACUCGCGCCUCGUCGUCUUCCCUAUCAUCGUCGGCUUCCACCGUGCCUACGAUGACGGCUGCCAGUACAGCCUCUUCUGGCCUUUCCGCCAUUCUCGAAUCGCCUCCACAGUCCUCUGACGGGACCUCAGAGUUUCCGCGUUCCAUCAUACCCGAAGAGGGUAAACGCCGCGAAAAGGAUGAAAGACGCGCGAUCAAGGCCCUGCGCCGGAUCUCUUCUUCCUCUAGCAAGAGCGGAUCUUCGGUUCACGUCACCGCGACACCACCAUGCCCCCCUUUGCCACCCGACGCAGCAGCGAGUACAUCGUAUGCGAGCAAUCUGCGCAAAGGCGCUAUGCCUUCUAUCGACAACGUGCUGGGACGAAGCGUCACGGACGAAAAGAUGGAACACGUGCUCGCGCGUCUGCGAUUGCUGGGAGAGGCCGUCAAUCGCUAAUCUCGUCACCUUCUUAGCCAUCUGUCUUGAUUGGGGCGAUGUUGCGUUCCCGUGAUUUCUGCCGUUCUAUGUGUUAUCGAAGUUACAGUCGCGGCUGUCGCUGCAUCAUCGGCGC